AUGUCGCCCUACGCUUCUCAGAUGGCGACCAUACUGUCCAAAGCAGAAGAUAUGGGUCGCAAUGGUGUAGAUAUUGUGGAAAUCCACACGAAGUAUCUUGCGCGAUAUCAUGAUAUUACAGAUCAGCCUGCUAGGGACUGGCUGAGCGAAUUGUCUACUUGGACAUCUCUGUUUCCAGGCGAAUCCUUCCAAGGCGUAUGUCCCCACGAACAGCUGGACCCUGAAACUGCUCGCAUUGCCUUGCAAUCACUACAAGUCAUAUUGGACGAUCGAGAUAGAACAAUUGAAGAUUACAUCAAACAAGUGGAUAUCUGGCAAGAAGAAGAAAAUGAGCUAAAGAAGCUUGGAGAGGCAAGCAAGAAGGUCAUUGACACGUCGGCUCGGAGUGAUACGAUGAUUCCAUUGUUGGAUCAACUGCUGGGUGAAGUUCAGUCUAUGAAACUCGGCGACGAUUUCAUGGAUAAGGACCGGUUGAAUGGCUUUGAAGACACUUUGGGCGAGAUCAAAUGA
This is a messenger RNA of Mollisia scopiformis, 510 nucleotides long. RefSeq lists its product as uncharacterized. The record is from RefSeq and is a predicted model, not a curated record. The coding region runs from base 1 to 510 and encodes 169 amino acids. NCBI's taxonomy places the organism in Eukaryota, Fungi, Ascomycota, Leotiomycetes, Helotiales, Mollisiaceae. The transcript has 2 exons.